This is a messenger RNA of Aspergillus tanneri, 1689 nucleotides long. RefSeq names its product acyl--CoA ligase. The record is from RefSeq and is a predicted model, not a curated record. Bases 1 to 1689 code for a protein of 562 amino acids. The transcript is spliced from 3 exons. Lineage: Eukaryota; Fungi; Ascomycota; Eurotiomycetes; Eurotiales; Aspergillaceae. Gene Ontology annotation, molecular function: CoA-ligase activity. Gene Ontology annotation, biological process: secondary metabolic process.
AUGCCCGUCUCCUCAUCCUAUCCGCCCUUAGACAUCCCCAAUGUCGACCUCUGGACCUUUCUGUUUGAACGGAAAGAUAGGCCAUUUCCCGAUGACAAAAUCAUCUACCAGGAUGCUGACACCCAAAGAUACUACACGUAUCAGAGCCUGAAAGAGGCGGCGCUGUCCUUUGGACAAGGGCUGAAAGCUAUCUGGGAUUGGCGCAAAGGAGACGUGUUGGCCUUGUUCACGCCUAAUAGCAUUGACACCCCCGUGGUGAUGUGGGGUACUCAUUGGGCCGGGGGCGUCGUGUCCCCAGCGAAUCCAGCUUACACCGUUGAUGAGCUUGCCUACCAGCUGAAGAACUGUGGCGCAAAAGCGCUGGCCACCCAGGUCCCUCAGCUGUCCGUAGCAACAGAAGCUGCCAAGCUGGCUGGGAUUCCCGAGGACCGGAUCUUCCUCGUCGGGGACGAACGAGACUCUCAGUUCCGGUUUAAGCACUUCACAUCUAUCCGGAAUAUCUCUGGCGCGACAAGGUACCGCAAAACAAAGAUCAAUCCGGACAAAGAUCUGUCCUUCCUCGUCUAUUCCUCUGGCACCACUGGUGUUCCCAAAGGUGUGAUGCUCUCCCACACAAACAUCGUCGCCAACACCCUGCAACUUGCCUCUGGAGAGGCCAACAACAUGACAUGGAAUGGAGGUUCUGACGGAAAGGGUGACCGGAUUCUGGCAUUCCUCCCAUUCUUCCACAUCUACGGCUUGACCUGCCUUGUUCACCAAACCCUGUACCAGGGAUAUCAACUCUACGUUAUGCAACGAUUCGAUAUCGAGAAGUGGUGUGCACAUGUGCAGAACUACCGUAUCACCUACAGCUACGUCGUACCUCCAGUUGUCCUUCUACUGGGCAAGCACCCGAUCGUGGACAAAUACAAUCUAUCGACUCUGCGUAUGAUGAAUUCAGGCGCUGCUCCACUCACUCAGGAGCUCGUGGAGACUGUGUAUGCGCGUAUCAAGGUCCCGAUCAAGCAGGGAUACGGUCUCAGUGAGACUAGUCCCACCACGCACGCCCAGCCGUGGGAAGAGUGGCGUACCAGUAUCGGGUCAGUGGGCAAAAUGCUCCCUAAUAUCGAAGCUAAGUACAUGACCAUGCCCGAAGAUGAGUCGCAGCCGCGUGAGGUACCAGUCGGCGAGGUGGGCGAGCUGUACCUGCGAGGCCCCAACGUCUUCCUGGGCUACCACGACAACCCUACCGCAACGGCUGAGUGCCUCUCCGCCGAUGGUUGGUUCCGCACCGGAGACGUGGGCUACCAGGACAAGAACAACAACUUCUACAUCACGGAUCGUGUUAAGGAGCUCAUUAAGUACAAGGGAUUCCAGGUGCCCCCGGCGGAGCUGGAAGGUCUCCUGGUGGACAACGAGGCGGUGGACGAUGUUGCAGUCAUUGGCCUGGAGAGUGAGGCCCAUGGCACCGAAGUUCCGCUGGCCUUUGUUGUGCGAAGCGCAAAAAGCAAGGCAUCGGGAACCAGUGCCGAGCAGGAGGCCACCAACAUCGUCAAGUGGUUAGACGGUAAGGUGGCACACCACAAGCGUCUACGAGGAGGAGUGCGGUUCGUGGAUACGAUCCCCAAGAGUGUAAGCGGAAAGAUCCUGCGACGAGUGCUGAAGAAGCAGGCCAAGGAGGAAGCCGCUGCUCCCAAGGCCAAGCUGUAG